AUGGCGACGCGCAGCGACGCGCCCGAAGUGCGCGAGUCCAUCGAGGCCAAAGUCAGCAACGAUGUCGAGAUGGUUGACGCCCCGGAUGCCAACGCCGCCGACGCGAACCAAACCGAGGCCACGGUCACCGCGAAGACGGGCGGUCCAGAGAGAAUGGAUGUCGAUGUCGACGCCGAUGCUGAUGCCGACGGUGAAGCGGAUGCAGACGCAGACGCUGAGGCGGAUGCUGAGGCCGAGGCCGACGCCGACGCGGAUGCCGAUGCCGAUGGAGAACCCGAUGACGACGCUGCAUCACCUGCAGAAUCCGAGCCUGGUGACCUACUGGAUGUCAUCCAUAUACUCAACACCACCCUGAGCAACUACAAGGACGAAGACGGAGAAUGGUGGGCGGCUAGUUUCCAGCGCAUCCCGAACAAGCGUCAGUUGCCCGACUACUUCGAGAUCAUCGAGAAUCCCGUCGCCUUCAGCACAAUUCGCCACAAGGUUCAGAAGAAGCAAUACACACAGUUCUCCGAGUUCGUUCGCGACGUUGCCCAGAUCUGCCACAACGCGCAGGUGUACAACCGCCCUUCCUCCGCCAUCUUCAAAAGCGCCACCAUCAUCCGAGAUCUGCUCAAGCAAGAGCUCCAGAAACUUAUCAGGAAAGGCAUCAUCAAACCGGAGGAGGCCGAGCUUCCGGAUCUAGGCGAGCUCCCACCCGCGGAAGACUCAUCCCCAGAAGCCGAGUCUGAAGAGGAAGAAGAGGAGGAAGAAGAGGAGGAGGAGGAAGAAGAAGAGGAAGAAGAUGACGACUCUGAAGAUGGUGGAAAGCGACGUCGCAGUAAGAGGGGUGGCCGGACCUCGUUCACCAAGCGCCAGCUUGAAGAAGCCAAGGAGGAGGACGAGCAUAAGAAGCGAGGUCGUCCCCCAAAGGUCUUGACCCCCCUCGAAGCUCGUAUUCACAACGUCAUCAAAGGCUUGCGUAAGGUUCAGUCGGACGACGGUGGCCUGCUCAUUGGUCCCUUUGAGAAGUUGCCCGACAAGACGGUGAACCCGGACUACUACCAAGUCAUCACCAACCCGAUUGCGCUCGACAACAUCAAGAGGAAGGCCAAAAGGAAGAAGUAUGCGACUGUGGACGAUCUCGUCAAGGACAUGGACCUCAUGUUCAACAAUGCCAAAGAGUACAACGAAGAAGGCAGUGACAUUUACGAGGCUGCCGUCGAAUUACAAAAGCAAGCGCAUGAGCUGGCGAGCCAGGAGAAGGCAAGAGCUGACGACGAAUUCCGUGAUGAGGAUGGGAAGCUGCCCUUGUCGGAGAUUCAGCACAACGGCCAGACUUGGCGAGUGGGCGACUGGGUGCAUAUCCGCAACGUCAACGACAUGGCCAAACCCAUCGUGGCGCAGAUCUUCCGUACCUGGCAGGACCGCGGCGGCCAGCGGUGGAUCAACGCCUGCUGGUACUAUCGUCCAGAGCAGACCGUCCACAGAUACGAGAAGCACUUCUUCGAGAACGAGGUGGCCAAGACGGGACAGUACCGCGACCACCAGAUCGAGGAGGUGCUUGAUCGAUGCUUCGUCAUGUUCGUGACGCGGUUCAACAAGGGCCGGCCGCGCGGGCUCCCGGCGGACAAGGAGGUGUACGUGUGCGAGUCUCGGUACAACGAAGCGACAUGCCGGUUCAACAAGAUCAAGACGUGGACCAGCUGCGUGCCGGACGAGGUACGCGAGAGAGAUUACGAGAUGGAGCUGUUUGAACAGCCGCGACGGCUCAAGAAGGUGCCCAGCCCGAUCAAGCAUCUGCUGCAGGCAGACGCGAAGGAGACGGACGAGCUGCCUAAGCCGACCUGGGGCGCCGCGAACGCACCGCCUAUCAUCGGUGCCGUGCAUCGGCGGCCUCGGGAAGCAAACGAAUCGCCCCCUCCCGAACCAACACCGUCGCCACCGCCGCCUGUGGCCCAGGAAGCGGCACGACGCCCUUCUGUCCUCCAGGCGAUGCGCCAGACGCCCAGCGACAUAUCGAUGGGAAAUCCUCCUCUUACGCCGUACGGGCACGGAAUGGGAGCCGCGCCAUCUCCGUCGCCCGCCAUGUACGCGCAGCAGCAGUACACACCCCAGCAUGCGUCGGCAUCACCGGUCGCGGUGCCUCACCAGACGCCGGUGCCUCUACCCCAACUUCCUCCUCACCAAGUGUCUCAUUCUCCGCAGCCCAUCCGUCCCAUGUUCCAGCAGCACCAGCAGCAGCAGGGAUUCGCGCCUAGCCCGUUCCAACAACACCAGCAUCAGCAACAACACCCGCACCCGCAGCAUCCACAGCAUCCACAGCAUCCACAGCACCACCCCCACCCGCAGCAGCAGCAGCACUUGCACCACGUCCAGCAUCAACAGCAGCAGCAGCACCACCACCAGUCGCCCACUCUGCCGACGCCGCCCCCGCCCCAGUAUCAGCAACACCAGCAAUUACAGCACCACCAACACCAGCACCACCAACAACACCAGUCCCAGUCCCAGCACCAACACCACCAUCAGGCCCAAGCGCCCGUCCCACAGCACCAACACCACCAACCACACCACCAGAUGCAUCCACAAAUGAUGCCAGCAAACCCUUUGGGCCCGACCUACAAUCACCAUUCAAUGCAGCCUCACGCGCCUGCAGCGCGCACACCCAUGGCUUCGACACCCAACGCCGUGCAGCCGCACAAUGCCUACAACCUGCCGCGGCCCCCUGAGGUGUUUACGCUGCCCGACGCCAUCAACGACCAGAUCCCCGAGGAGGUACGCAGCCGCUACAACAGGGACGAGCACGGCAGAAUCUUUUUCUUCACCACACCGCCCGUCGCCCGCCCGGAACAUGGCCUCGCGCCUGAGAACGCCAACUCGGGCCACAGCCUCGCAUACCUCGCCAAGAGCAACCCGGAAUGGCUGUCGGACCGCACCACCCGCGCCAAAGCCUUUUCUGUCGCCAAGCAGAAGGAGCUCAAGACCAAGAUGGCCAUCGACGACAUCACCCAGGGCAAGACUCUUGAGGAGUUGCACGAGUGGGCCAACGAUUCCUGGGCUCUGUACUGGAAGAGCCAUGCGCAGGAGACUAGUCGCAUGCGCGAGGAGGGCGACCUGGCCGAGCACGAGCGACUAAUGGCCGAGCAGCGCCGCAGCCGAGUCAAGUCCAGAAGGGCACGCGAUGAGGAGACGGAGAGGGCUGAAGCGACCAAGAAGGCCAACUACCUUGACGACAUUUACCAUGCCCACUCCAGUCUGCGGUCGUCCAAGCCGCGUGCUGCGUGA
Colletotrichum higginsianum IMI 349063 is the source of this 3264-nucleotide messenger RNA. Its product is annotated as Chromatin structure-remodeling complex protein RSC2. Lineage: Eukaryota; Fungi; Ascomycota; Sordariomycetes; Glomerellales; Glomerellaceae. The transcript is spliced from 5 exons. Bases 1 to 3264 code for a protein of 1087 amino acids. Gene Ontology annotation, biological process: chromatin remodeling. Gene Ontology annotation, molecular function: protein binding; chromatin binding. The record is from RefSeq and is a predicted model, not a curated record. Gene Ontology annotation, cellular component: RSC-type complex.